AUACCAUUAAAUGUACCCUUAAAGUUGCCAUUAAAGCUAUCACAAUUUAUUAAAAUCCCACAAACUAGUGCAAACAAUUCUGCUUAAAAAAGAAAGAAAAAAUAUUUCAAUCUGUAAAAUCUUUGGUCCGUUUUACGCAUUUUACUUUAAGAAUUAGCGGCAGCAAGUGCAAUAUUUCCAAUCUUGCUGAGUAGCCGUAUCUGCGCCAUUUUGAUUUAACACAGCCAAUCAGAUUUACGGAAGAGAUCAGAGAAUGAAUUGUAUAGCCUACCCUUGCUCAAUUUGGAUUAAGAUGCUGAUCAUACGGAAAGCAAUGUUGCGCUUCGCUUGACGUGCAUCCCAUUAUUCAGUUAGCUGGCAGUUUGACAUUUUGUCAGCGGGAGAGGAAAUUCUAGGUAUUGUAUUCGAGCAAUUGCGUUAUCUUUUACCCCUUUGAGCUACAAAGCCUUGUAGACCGUAAAUGAUCUUUCGAUUUAUUUUUGUCAACUGGAUUUCUCGUAGUAAGCCACCUUAAAACAACUAAUAUUCGGCCGUGUUAUUGUAUACGUCCUCUCGGUCUUUUUGCAUCUGUUUAUGUGGAUGCAGCUGUGAGGGGAGUGGAUUUCUGUUGUUGCCCGAUCUAAUCCCCUUCCCCCAAUCGCACAGAGCAGUAGUACACAGCUGUGUACAUCCUUUUUUACCGUUAUGGCAAAUGAAUCUCUUGCAAAUGGGGGAGGAACAAGUCAUUCCAAAAACACGAACCUUACCUCUUCGAUGGAACUGAGUACAUCCUUAGACCAAAGUGUUCAAACCCGAAUAUUCAAAAUUAUUGUGAUCGGAGACUCUAAUGUGGGGAAAACCUGCUUAACCUUCCGCUUCACCGGUGGGAGCUUUCCGGAGAAGACAGAGGCGACUAUCGGUGUGGAUUUCAGGGAGAAAGCUGUGGAGAUCGAGGGCGAAAAAAUCAAGGUUCAAGUGUGGGACACAGCUGGACAGGAGCGGUUCCGGAAAAGCAUGGUAGAGCACUACUACCGCAACGUGCAUGCUGUGGUCUUCGUCUAUGAUGUCACCAAGAUGGCCUCCUUCCAGAAUCUGAAAACCUGGAUCCAGGAGUGCAACGGGCAUCGCGUAUCGCCUGCUGUGCCCCGGGUCUUGGUGGGCAAUAAGUGUGACCUUGUCGACCAGAUCCAGGUUCCCUCCAACAUGGCGCUCAAGUUUGCUGACGCCCACAACAUGCUGCUGUUUGAGACCUCAGCCAAGGACCCCAAGGAGAGCCAAAAUGUUGACUCCAUUUUUAUGUGCCUGGCCUGUAGGCUGAAAGCCCAGAAGUCCUUGCUCUACAGGGAUGUUGAGAGAGAGGAUGGCAGAGUGAGGCUCUCCCAAGAGCCGAGUACCAAAAACACCUGCCCAUGCUAAGGGCAAUCCCAUGAUCCUCUUCUGUAACUCCCUGCCAUUCUCUUCCCUUAGACUAGUGUCAAAUUUCCACAUAAUACAGAAGAGGUAAAAGAAGAUAUCAGCAUAUCUGUCUGCUAUGAACAAAUGUGCCUGCAGUUAUUUACGUUUUUCUUGGUGAAAAUUCAUAAUCCUGCCCUUGCCUCUCUGCCUCUUUGUCUCUUUCUCUCUUUCCUCUUGAAUUCUUUUUCUCUUGAAUUACAAUCUGAAUCCUCUCCUUUUCCAAAGUAACAACUAACAAGAUCAUACUGCCUUUUAUCUCGCUAAUGGCCUUCAGACAAGAAGAGACACUGCCUGACUGCAACUUUUUUUUAAGGACUGAGACAUUAUUGGUUGGGCUACUUUAUUGCGUUCAGUAUUGCCAACUCUUGAGAUUUUAUUGCAUGUCACAAUUUUUAAUUAACAUCAAACUAGUUGUGAUCUCAUAAUAUAACUUUUAAAGAUCAGUAUUGUAAAAUAAGUGGUUCAAUGGUUCAGUGGUUUGAGAGUUGAGUAGUGCACCAGAGCAAGAGCCUUCACUUCAAUGAGAAUGUUCAAUCAUGAGUGUAAGACUAGAUACAUGGCACAGGUGAUAUAUUCAGUGGUAUAUGGUCCUUGCACAUAUCAGCCUCUUGAUACCCAAGGAAAGAUAAAAUGUUACAUGUAGAUUGGUUCACACUUUAGGUAGCCCUUAUUAGGUAGCUCUCUGGAUGAAAUAAUGCAUACAUGAGGGGUUUUUGGCAAGUAUACAUUAGCCUACAGGUCGCUAUUUGAACAAAAAACAACUAGAACAAGCAAAACAACUGUAUUUGUAUUUAAUUACAAAUAAUUGUGAAAUAACAGCUAUUUUAUCACCUUACAUCUGUGGAGCAUCUAUAAAUGUUUGUGGUUAAAAACGUUUCCAUUUAAUUUGCCCCACUCCCAUAUAUUCUUAGAUUGUGGUCUUAAUAAAAUUCAUCAGAACAGUUAGCA
Molecule: messenger RNA, 2382 nt
Organism: Megalops cyprinoides (Indo-Pacific tarpon)
Lineage: Eukaryota; Metazoa; Chordata; Actinopteri; Elopiformes; Megalopidae
Gene: rab33a
Product: RAB33A, member RAS oncogene family
Exons: 2
Coding region: 685-1395 (236 amino acids)
Biological process (GO): Rab protein signal transduction
Cellular component (GO): Golgi apparatus; endosome
Molecular function (GO): GTP binding; GTPase activity
Source: RefSeq, a predicted model, not a curated record